AUGGGAUUUAGGUUUAGUCCGUCCGAAACCGAAAGGUUGUCGUAUUUGCUGAACAAGGUGGUCGGUCGGCCAAUGAUCGAGGAGCAGUUCAUAGCCACCGACGACUUUUACGGCCCGAAGGAACCCCGCGAUAUUUUUGGAGACGCGGACCGCCGCGAAACCGAGCGCUACUUCUUCACGAGGCUCAAGAAAAUUGGAAAGAGAUUCUCGCGCAACGUGGGGAAAGGGGGGACUUGGUCGAACAAAGGCCAGGCGACCCCUAUUUUCGGUGACGACAAAGGCGUGAUCAUGGGCUACCGGAGAACUUUCAGGUACCGGCCGGCCAAGACCAACUCCGGCGAAGAAGACUAUGUGUGGCUGAUGACGGAGUACGUUCUUCCCGACACCGCCUUGAAGUCCAACGCCAUUAAAGAAGAUUCCAAGACUUAUGCUCUGUGUGUUCUGAAGCGAAAAUGGCAGGGGAAGUGCUCGACCAAUUGUUCGUGUUCUUCGUGUGUUGUGUCUAUGCCUCCUGCGGAUUGUGUGGUUUUUGGAGAGUCGGUCUCGAAGGAGACGGUGGAUUGGGCCCAUGAUCUGGAUCGUCUAUUGAGCAGUAGUAGUUGUUUGCCGCCUUCGGUUGAUGAUGUGGUUUUCGGAGAAUCGAGCACUCAAGAGACUGCUGACGAGGAUUGGGUUCGUGAGUUGGAGAAGAGUAUUAUGGAUAAUGAUGAUGACUGUUUGCCGCCUUCGGUUGAUGAUGUGGUUUUCGGAGAAACGAGCAUUCAAGAGACUGCUGACGAGGAUUGGGUUCGUGAGUUGGAGAAGAGUAUUAUGGAUAAUGAUGAUGACUGUUUGCUGCCUUCGGUCGAUGAGGUUGUUUUCAGAGAGUCGAGCACUCAAGAGACUGGUGACGAGGAUUGGGUUCGUGAGUUGGAGAAGAGUAUUAUGGAUCACGAUGGCAAGUCCCUCGAGAAGCCAAUUGAUGACGAGGAGGUUUGGGUUCGUGAGCUCGAGGAGAGUAGGGAUUGUAUCGAGAAGCCUAUUGAUGACGAGGGUCGAUUUACGAACGAGUCGAAUCCCGUGGACGAAAGUUUCGAAAAGGAGCUGAUGGAUUUCUUUGACUUUGAGCUGCCGGCCGACGAGCCCUCCCUGUGGGACAAUCUACCUGACGAUGGCCGAUUUUUCUGGAAGGAAGACUAUGCGACGAGUGAUGUCCCCAACAUGCCGAUUAUUGCCGCUAACUGA
This is a messenger RNA of Striga hermonthica, 1224 nucleotides long. The record is from the annotation of a GenBank genome assembly. NCBI's taxonomy places the organism in Eukaryota, Viridiplantae, Streptophyta, Magnoliopsida, Lamiales, Orobanchaceae.